GAUUAUUUUACGUUAGUUGCUGGUUGUCUUGAGGUAAUGUGGGUAGGUGAUAAACCGAUUUGUUGAAGUUAUCAUUGUACUUUUGUCUUUUUAAAUAUAUAUAAAUUAUAAGCAAGAACAAUAUUAUAAGUUUUGUACACAGUUAUUUUAUUAAAUUAGAAUGUCAUCUCUCGAGUUACCACUUGACGCCCCAGCUCCACGCUUGUGCCAUCUGGUGAAAUGGCCAGAUUUUGAUGGGUAUGGUUUCAACCUGCAUGCCGAGAAAUCUAGAGCAGGGCAAUAUAUUGGCAAGGUCGACCUCGAAGGCCCUGCUGAUUUUGCAGGGCUGAGAGAAGGUGAUCGCAUCAUUGAAGUAAAUGGGGUAAAUAUUGCAAAUGAAAACCAUAAGCAAGUUGUCGAAAGGAUUAAAGCAAUACCUCACGAAACAAGACUUUUAGUGUUGGAUGAAGAAGGAGAUAAGUGGUACAAAGAAAACAAAUUAGUUGCCAGAAGCACACAGUCGAAUGUGGUAUAUAACAAAACGCCUAUUAAACGUCCUUCAGAAAAUAGCGUUGAAAGUAAAGCUGAACCUGAGGUGAACGGCGUUAACAACACUAUCGAAAGCAACCACCAAGAGAGUAACAAUAAUCACAGUAAACCAGAAGAAGCUGAAUCACCGUUGGUGCUGGCCAAAGACGAAGAUAAUGAGUUGUCAGAGGAAAAACAAAGUGAAGUGGAAGACAUCAAUUAUUCACAGUUAGCUGAUGCUGAACCAGAACCUAUAGGUUUGAAUAUACCAAAACCAGACACAGAACAGAAAAAAGUAGAGAAUGGAACCUCUCCAGAGUCUACACCCAAGAGUCAACUAAAGAGUCAUGAUUAUGGAUCCAGUCAUGAAAGUGUUAGCUCUGCAUCAGAUUCCUCGUAUUCCACUAAAACUGGUCAUAAUGAAAACGAAAGUCCCGUAUCUAAAGCCAAAAUACAAUUGGAAGGUCUGAACCUGAAUAUGAGUGCCUCUGAGAUGAGACAGUUACUGAGUGCUCGAAGAAAACGUGACCCAAGAAAGGAACAUAUGGACAUGCGUGAGAAAUACCAUAUUAUCCAGCAGAUGUAACUGACCAAGAGCUUAAUCAUUUGACUUGCACAGUAACUGUUGAUUGUUUUGUCAAUCAUCGAAAUAACUGAGAUUUUGAAGUAAGGGGUUAGUUAAUCCCUUUCUUGACUGUUUAUUAUUUAACAAAGGAAAUUAGAGGUAAAACAAAUUAUAAUUGCAAGUAGUAUUAAUAAAAUGGGUUUUGUCUUGUUGUUGUGUGAUUUUAAACAAGCUGGCUUGCUUGUAUUUUUAGAUACUAUAAAAAAGCAGACCUAUGAAAUGUUUCAUUCACCAGUAUUAACCUUUGAUGUAUUACAAAAUAGCUAAUAAUAUUUUAUUUUGUGUAGCAGCAUAGCUUUUUUCUCUCCAUAGUCUUUAUACCUGAUUUCAACAUUCCAUUGUUCUGACUGGUGUAAGAAUGUCGGACCCAAAUUGAGUUGUUCUUCCAAGUAUUUCAUUAAUAUAAAGAACUUGUGAUCAAAAGAAACAUUGUUAUAUUUCUCAGUGCAGGUGUGAUUUCUGCAUUAAUAGUUAAUAUUAUUAUGAUAUAUAUUAUUUACACAAAGAAAUAUUUCAUAGAGAUAUGAAACAACUGUGUGUCUAGCAUAGUAGUGUAUUUAGUUUAUAUGGACUUGUAUGCUUCUGGAAUGUGUAGUAUGUAUAUAACUGCAAUUUAUCUACAAGAACUGACUCACACAUUGACCCUAAAAAAAAAACUACUUUCAGAAAGAACUUUGGUAACUAGUUAUUUUUCAGUAUGUCUUGUUUCAUAUAAUCCUAUGUGUUAAACACUGCAAUGGUGACAGUAUCAUGAAAUAAAUCUUGAAAAUCAGCUGCUUUUUUACUUGAAAAUUUACAUAUUCUUAUAUCUCUCAUAGUGUAUAUCCUUCUGUAAACUGGUGCAUACUUUAUUUUAUACACAGUGCCAAUCUUAGGCAAGAUACAAAGUGCAUGCAUGGGCCCCCAUAGUGACAAUUAAAAAAAAA
Limulus polyphemus (Atlantic horseshoe crab) is the source of this 2058-nucleotide messenger RNA. RefSeq names its product Na(+)/H(+) exchange regulatory cofactor NHE-RF2-like. Gene Ontology annotation, biological process: protein localization to plasma membrane. Bases 161 to 1093 code for a protein of 310 amino acids. The transcript is spliced from 3 exons. Gene Ontology annotation, molecular function: protein-membrane adaptor activity; protein binding. Lineage: Eukaryota; Metazoa; Arthropoda; Merostomata; Xiphosura; Limulidae. The record is from RefSeq and is a predicted model, not a curated record. Gene Ontology annotation, cellular component: apical plasma membrane.